GAUGCGCUGUUUGCCUGUUGUUGAGCGUGAUUGACUUAUUGGAAGCAUGCUGUGAGGAGGCACGCGUGCUGAAGGACUGCCAAGAUACCCACCCUACCUGCAUAGGCAAACCGGCUACGGCGGGGAGUAGCAAAACCUGAGUUGUUAUUUAGGGGGCGUCACAGUGACAACUCUCACAUGGAAGUAAGUGAAGAAGAAACUGCUCCGCUGGUGAACCGGGAGAGGAUGAACAGCCAUAGGUCAAGUUCUGGACUUGGGCUGCAAGUCCAUCUGUACUUCAGCCCAACUCAAAAGGGUGAAAUGACCUUUUGCGUAGCCUCAGGACAGAUAUCUGCGGAGGAUAUCUGCACUGUCGCUGCUAAGGAGUGCGGGAUCUUGCCUGUGUACCACAAUUUGUUCGCCCUGGCUUCUGAAGAUCUCUCAUACUGGUUCCCACCUUGCCAUGUUUUUAAUUUGGAUGAAUACUUAAACCUCACCGUUCACUACCGAGUCAGGUUCUUUUUCUCAAACUGGUUUGGACAGGGAAGUAGGAAAACAUAUCGCUAUGGCCUGCCAAGAAGCCGCAUCAGCGCCGUGCUGGACUACAGCGUCAUCGGUUAUCUGUUUGCACAGUCACGCAGUGACUUUGUGAAUGGGAAGGGGGACGUGUCCCCCCCACUCAGUGUUAGGGAGGAGUGCCUGGGUUUGGCCGUGCUGGACCUAUGGCGCCUGGCCGAGGAGCAGAACCAGAGAUGCCUAAAGGACAUCUGCAAGACGAUCAGUUAUAAGUCAUGUCUGCCUGAAAGCCAUCGGCAGAACAUCCAGCAGCUGAGCCGCCUCGCUCGCUUCCGGAUACGCAAAACCCUGAAGCACUUCCUCAACAAGCUGGGCCGCUGUCCAGCGGGAGGCCACAGCCUUAAGCUGAAGUACCUGAUGGAGCUGGCAGCGGUGGAGCCCAGGCACGGCACCGAGUGCUUCCAGGUCCGCACCCCAGGCUGCAGCUCGCUGACCGCAGAGCCCAGUUCCAAGUCUCUGCUAGUCUCUGGGGAGACGGGCAUCCAGAGCCGAACCCCAGACACGGACUGGCAAACCUUCUGUGAUUUUCCGGAGAUAACUGAGAUCAGCAUGAAGCAGGCAUACCUGGAUCAGGUCCCGCUGGAGAGUAGAAUUGUUACGGUGACACGGCAGGACGACAGACGCUUGGAGGCGGAGUUUCAGACACUGUCAGAGGCGCGGUCAUUUGUUGCUCUGGUUGAUGGCUACUUCAGGCUGACCACAGACUCUAGUCACUAUUUUUGCCAGGAAGUUGCUCCACCCAGCCUGCUCCAUGACAUUGAGUGCCACUGUCACGGACCAAUCACGUCCGAAUUUGCCAUGCACAAGCUGAAGAAAUCUGCUCCAAAAAGUGGCAUGUUCCUUCUGCGACGGAGUCCUCAAGACUUUGACAAGUACUUCCUCACUGUCUGUGUUCAGACACCUUUAGGAAUGGAUUAUAAGGACUGUCUGAUUGUGACAGACAAAGGAUUUCGCCUGUCAGGAGUUUCCAGCUCUUUUCCCACCCUGAGGGCCCUCAUCGCAUUCUACCAGGAGAAUGAACUUCUUCUGGCAGAUCUCCCCACGAAGCUGGGGAGGUGCUGCGCACCUCGACCAAAAGAGCUCACAAACAUGAUCAUAAUGCGUAACGGUUCCAAGGCAGAGGAACUGGGAUCCCCUACCGUGCCGAGACGGAAAGCUAGCAGUGUCCAGUUUCACAUGAUCAAGAAUGAGGACCUGAAACUGGGAGAGAGUCUUGGACAAGGAACUUUCACACGGAUUUUCAAGGGUUACAAAAGUGACGUGCGGGAUGGAGAGAGAAACGCAACGGAGGUUCUGAUAAAAGUUCUAGAUAAUGCGCAUCAAAACUGCUGGGAGUCAUUCUUUGAAGCUGCCAGCCUCAUGAGUCAGAUUUCACACAAGCACCUGCUUUUGGUCUAUGGGAUAAGUGUGAAUAGAUCUGAGCACUUAAUGGUGCAGGAGUUUGUGAAGUGUGGAGCCCUGGAUCUGUACCUAAGGAAAUGCCAGGGAUGCGUCCCGGUCAGCUGGAAGCUCGACAUUGCCAAGCAACUGGCCUGCGUCCUCAACUUCCUGGAAGAAAAAAAGAUCCUCCAUGGACAUAUUUCAGCCAAAAACGUGCUUCUGGCAAGAGAAGGAGAUCCCUCCACCGGCAGCUGCCCCUUCAUCAAGCUGAGUGACCCUGGCAUUAGUGUGACGGUCCUCGAGAGAGACGUGGCCCUAGACAGGAUCCCGUGGGUGGCCCCCGAAGUCCUGGGGACGCAUGAAAAACUGGGCUUAGAUUCUGACAAAUGGAGCUUUGGGACCACGCUGUGGGAGAUCUUCAACGAAGGGAAGCCGCCUCUGCAAGGCCGGGACCCCCAGCAGAAACUGCUCUUCUAUGCUAACCAUGAGCAGCUUCCCUCGCCAAAGUGGACAGAGCUGGCUGAUCUGAUUGGCCGGUGCAUGGAUUAUGAGCCUUCAUUGCGUCCUUCUAGCCGUGGGAUAAUCCGGCAGCUGAACAACCUCAUUACUUCAGAUUAUGAGCUUUUAGACCCCGGAGCGAGCGCAGUCUCUGAUAAAGACAGCUUCUGGAGAACAAUGAACAUUUCUUACCAGGAGCAGUGUUCCCUGUAUGAGGAACGGCAUCUGCGCUACAUCAGCGCCCUUGGAAAGGGUAAUUUUGGCAGCGUCGAGCUGUGUCGCUAUGACCCUCUAGGAGACAACACAGGGGAGCUGAUUGCGGUGAAAAGACUGCAGCAAAAUAAGCAGUCCAGCAUGGCAGAUUUUCAGAGAGAGAUACAGACCACCAGCUCCUUACAUUGUGACUACAUUGUGAAGUACCUUGGUAUUUGCUACAGCAUGGGUCGCCUAAAUGUAAGCUUGGUGAUGGAGUAUUUACCCAACGGCAGUCUGAUUUCAUACCUGGAAAAGAACCGGGAAAAUGUUAGCUGCAGGAGGCUACUUCUCUUCGCUUCUCAGAUCUGCAAAGGCAUGGAGUACCUACAGAGCAUGCGUUACGUCCAUCGUGAUCUGGCUGCUAGGAACAUUCUAGUGGCAAGUGAAUCACUAGUGAAAAUCGCAGAUUUUGGGCUCACCAAAAUAAUCCCCUUUGACAAGGACUAUUACCGGGUGACCAAACCAGGGGACAGUCCGAUAUUUUGGUAUGCACCAGAAUCGAUCACUGAAUCCAAGUUCUCUCACAAAUCUGAUGUGUGGAGUUUCGGCAUUGUCCUCCAUGAGCUUUUCUCCUAUUGUGAGCACAAUCAGAAUCCUAAAAAGUUAUAUCUGCAAAAGGUUGGAAAGGAUAUGCAGAUUGCCUCCAUCUCAAUGCACCUUGUCAGUGUCCUUAAGGACAAAUGGAGACUGCCAGCUCCCCAACACUGUCCACAAAGGGUGUACAGCAUGAUGCUGAAGUGCUGGGCUUUCAGCACUGAGGAGAGACCCUCCUUCACCAGCCUGGCAGAAAUGAUUGACACUUGCAUCCAGGAUGACAGAGAGAGCUCCAAAGGAUGAAAUGCUCUAAUCCUCUCCUGACAGCUUAUUGAACACCUUUUCUACCUUUUUGUAGCAUUUAUGUAAAUUACCUUUCAUGUAUUAUUCAGUGAUAUUCAGUGAUUUUCAUAUUACAGUGGAAUCUGCUUAUAGUGAGCACCUCUGUGUGAGUGAAAUUGAUCACUAAAAUCAGAUGAUUAUUAUAACAAUUUUUUUCAACAUACAGUACAGCUUUUUCAAACGCUUUCCAAAUUACAGUAUUGUACAAAUUAAAUUAUCGAACUAUGUAUAAUUCAAAUACGCUAUAAUACUGUAGCCCCGGCGGCAUCUGCACGUCCCGCAUGCCUCGCGAGUGCCUGUAUAUAGCACCGUGUAUGUCUUGAAUAUAGCUCAUGUUUGUCUUUUUUAGUGUAGGUACUUGUGCUGUGUAUCCGGUUCUCGUGUGUACCUCAUGUGUGAGUACAACCACAGCCUUGCCUGAUUCUCGCGUGCCUUAGCCAUCGUGUAAUUACCCGCCGUGUGCAUGCGCCUUUCCGUUCCCCGUGUUUCCCUGUUAUUCAUGGCCUUCGCGUUAUUGUUGCUCCUUGUGCUGUCCCUUUGAGCAGUAACAUAGAAACAGCUUUGUGUCAGUCUGCCUCUCGUCAUUUUCAUUCGCUGCUGCCGCGAUUCCUCGGCCUACUCAGUGCUUCGAUACGGUAUAAUAUUGUACGUAAAGUAUAGCUUAUUGUAGUUUCGUCAUUGCAUCUCGGUGGUUUGUUUUUGGCAGUUUAUCAUAAGCUUCAAUGAGUCUGUAUGUAUCAUUGAGAGAAAAUGACUUUCUUUUUCCCAUCAUGUUUUUUGUGCACACAGCAUCAGUAAAUUAGGGUUACCAAAGUUUAAAAAAAAAGUAAAGUUAAAAAAAUAAUAGUGUAGUUUUAAUUUUUUUCUGUAUGGUGUCAUGUAUUAAAAGACCCAAAAUGAACGCCGUAAGCAGACUGCUAGAUUACUAUAAGAGAAUUAUUUAAACAGUAUUUGUACAGGAAUGAUUCUGUCCCAAGCUUUUUGAUCCAUAUACAUGGUUGAUCACUAUAAGCGGGUUCCACUGUAUUUCCAUAUUUAAUACAUUGCGGUUGUUACUUCAUUAUACGCUUUAUACUAAUGAUACACCUUUUUAAUGUUUUAUGUUGUUGAACCAUUCAAAGUUAAUAUGUAUCGGAUUAGCAUGUUGUAUAAGUGCUGUGGUUAAAGUCAUAUUUAAAAUAUUUUUUCUAAAGCAUUGUAUUUAUGUUUAAGCAUUGUAUUAUUCUUUUAUUUCUGAGUUUUCAUUCUUUAAUUCUUGAUGCUAUUAUUUCAGUAUUUUAGAGAGACCUACACAACUUAAAGAAUAGUAAACAUCAGGUAUUCAAAAUCUUGCUCUUUAUUUAAGGGUAUAACAUUAUCACAGAGUAUAAAUGGUCAAUAAUAUACUUUAUACAUUAAAAUGGACUAUUCAGUAUUAUUUCAGGAAUAAACAACUUUGAAUUUAGAGAUCAAAGGAAGGACUAAUGUGCCAAGAAAGUGUAACAAGGCCCCCAAAACUAUUAUGCAAUAAAUGAGAGCAGUCUCUUCCUCC
Messenger RNA from Brienomyrus brachyistius, 5095 nucleotides. It is a transcript of the gene jak3, whose product is annotated as Janus kinase 3 (a protein tyrosine kinase, leukocyte). Bases 178 to 3525 code for a protein of 1115 amino acids. Lineage: Eukaryota; Metazoa; Chordata; Actinopteri; Osteoglossiformes; Mormyridae. Gene Ontology annotation, cellular component: membrane; cytosol; cytoskeleton. The transcript has 25 exons. Gene Ontology annotation, biological process: cell surface receptor signaling pathway via JAK-STAT; peptidyl-tyrosine phosphorylation; hemopoiesis. Gene Ontology annotation, molecular function: non-membrane spanning protein tyrosine kinase activity; ATP binding; cytokine receptor binding. The record is from RefSeq and is a predicted model, not a curated record.